Messenger RNA from Lethenteron reissneri (Far Eastern brook lamprey), 5782 nucleotides. RefSeq names its product activator of 90 kDa heat shock protein ATPase homolog 1-like. Gene Ontology annotation, biological process: protein folding; positive regulation of ATP-dependent activity. The record is from RefSeq and is a predicted model, not a curated record. Gene Ontology annotation, molecular function: protein-folding chaperone binding; ATPase activator activity. NCBI's taxonomy places the organism in Eukaryota, Metazoa, Chordata, Hyperoartia, Petromyzontiformes, Petromyzontidae. Gene Ontology annotation, cellular component: cytosol.
CAUUGUUCGAUUCCCGCUCACGGCCACCAACACCACCAGUGGACAAAUAUCCGAACCGGUCCUGGGCCUCCCCUAGGGUCGACUCGGCCUCAAAUAAGCACCCCGGUGGCGGGUGGGUAGUAAACAUCUCCGCUGUGUGGGGGGGGCGGGGAGAGGAGAGAGACAAAGGCGGCCGGGCGUGGUUGGUUGCUGCCCCAACUUCGCGUGCCACAGUGCGGGCAACCUUCAUAGGCGCUGCACGCUGACGGCACUUGCCCCAACAGCCUGUGGCAAGGCUACACGGGGGACCUUUGUCUUUGGGGGUCACGUCUGGAAGGUUCUUUGCUUCCGGGUCACGGCUCUGGCUCCUCCCCCCUUCUCCCUCUGCAAUCAAGCGAGAGAUCAACUAAUUCACGAGCGCGCACGUUUUUAAUUUUGUUGCAAACUCGUUGUUGUUUGUUUGUGUGUCUGUCGUAGUCGGUGGUGGUGGUGGUGGUUGUUGUUGUCGCCGCGAUGGCCAAGUGGGGCGAGGGAGACCCGAGGUGGAUCGUGGAGGAGCGGGCGGACGCCACGAACGUCAACAACUGGCACUGGACGGAGCGCGAUGUGACCAAGUGGUCAGAGGAUCUGCUGCGGCAGCUGCUCCUGGACGUGCGGGCAACCUCUGUGGACGGGUCGUGCGAGGUCACGGAGGUCACCCGCGUGCAGGGCGAGGCCUCCUGCAACAAUCGCAAGGGCAAGCUCAUCUUCUUCUACGAGUGGGACCUGGAGCUCGCUUGGCAAGCUACUGGCAGUGCCAUGGGCACCAAGUACAGUGGUAUCGUGAAGAUUCCCAACCUCUCGGAGGAGAACGACAUUGACGAGAUAGAGGUGGCGGUGAGCCUCAAGAAGGACGAGGCGGAGACGCCGCUCUUGGAGGUGAUGAGGACUGCGGGCGUCGACGGCAUCAAGCACGCGCUGGUCACUUACGUCCGCACACUCAAGUCCGAGUUCACGCAGGGCAUGAUUCUCCCCGCCAAGAACGGCAUCACUUGCCAAACGCCGGACGCCACGUUGCCGAUUGGGCACGACGAGCAGCAGAAAGAUGCUUGUGCCCGGCGGCCAAGCCAAGAGGUCGGAGUUCGCAUCCCGACGUGUUCCGUGGUUCUAAUGGAGACGUUCCCCACGUGCGCCGAGGAGCUGUACCGCACAUUCACCUCCCAGGAGCUGGUGUCCCUCUUCACAAAUGCCCCAGCGUUGGUGGAGCCGGAGAAGGGUGGCCGCAUCCGAAUGUUGAACGGGAACGUGAGCGGCGAGUUCUGCGAGCUGGUUGAGAAUGAGCGAAUUGUCAUGAAGUGGCGAUGCAAGACGUGGCCAGAGGAGCACUACGCCGACGUGACGCUGCGACUGCGGAAGGCCGACGGCGGCAACACGGAGCUGCGGCUCGAUUGCCUGCACGUGCCGCUCAGGCACGAGGAGGCCACGCGCCACGACUGGCAGCGCCACUACUUCCACAGGAUCCGUCAGGCCUUCGGAUGGGUUGCGAGCCCCCCGCCACUCUGAGCCACCUCGCCCCGCCACGUCACACCGCAACAUUGCACCGCGCACGCCACACCGCGGCACACACGGUCCCUACCGUAAGCCGCACAUUUUUUCCCGUUGACUGGAGCAGGUGGCUGCGUUACCAAGCGCUAGGGGGCGCUAGUUGCAUGACGCAGAUCUGGGGCCCACUGGGAGGGGAUGAUGGGUGGGCGGAUGGGAAAGAUAGUACUUUUAUUGUUUGUCAUGGGGGGGGAUCUCAAAUUGGGACCCCUUGUGCAGACUUAAAGCCCUCCCAUGCUUUGAUAUUAGAUUGAACAGUGGGCCCUCUUUAUAAGCCUGACAUGUCCACCAACUGCAGGGCUGUUAGUAUUGGGCUUGGAUCGUGAGGGUGGCGUGCGGCACGGAGUGAUCGCUUGCUUGUCGUCUCUGCAAGCUGUGCUUUGGAGCGAGUGUUGGAUCGAUGUGUGAAAGACUGUCGGGGGUGAGAAGAGGUUAGGCUGAGGAUGUGUUGUAGCUGCACUUUUGCUUCAGCGGCAAUACUUGGCCCUGCUGCAAUUUCUAUUGCUCACCGUUUGCUGCUGCCUUUGGCAAAUUUAAAGGAAAGAAAAUACCACUGAUUAAUUUCAUAUGCAGCCAAUGCUGCUACCUCUUCUGAAGGAUAGGUAGGUGUUUGGACUUAGGAUAGACCACAAACCCACCCCUACCUUGAAGGUGUAAUGGAUCAGAGCAGUGAUCGGCACACCGUUGUACCAAUCCGGAUUAAAAGGCUCAUCCAGUUAUGCAGUGGCCUUCGUAACGGCGUUGAUGCCUUGGAUAGUUAAGAGUUGCAAAAUUGCAGAGAAGCGCUUUUGUGGCCACGCAUAUGCAAUUUUCACAAUGCAGUGUCCCAUCAGUGGCCGGGUGUGUCUCCACGUCCAGACGGACUUCUGCCGCAGCUGAUCUGCCUCCCCCAAUCGGGGGGGGGCUUCUCCAAAUGCCUCUGCCUUGCUCCCUUCCUCACCCCAACUGUUAAAUCUAGCAAGCACGAGUGCACUCUGCAGUCUGCUAAACCCAGUCCACAUUGUAAACUUACACGAGCCACAACUGCACUGCUGAUUAGCCAUGCAAUGCCGUGCGAAGGUUUGGGAGGCGCGUAAAGUCUAGGGGGGUUGCCUUUGAUUUUCAGGGGUAAGGAGGACAUUGUCCUUGACAGGCCUUAAGACUGGUCCGCACCUGAGCGAUCGGUUGCGCAACUUGGCUGUGUGCGAUUGAAUCACUUAUAUGCGGACGUCUUCAAAACCAGGGACGUUCACGUGUAAGGAGGCGAUUGAGUUGUGCGAUUCCAAGAAGGAAUGGUUGCGCUACUGAUCGCUGGAGGUGUGAAUCCGUAUUUAGACCGGUUGGGUAAUAGGACCCAUGGAGUGUGGGGUUUCCGCGAGUUUAUUUGCCUCCAGGUGGACAUAAACAAGCGUCCGUCACACAACUCUCGUCACAUAACAGUCUCCCACACGCUACUUCACGUGACAACAUGUUUCCUAAUGCUUCCGAACUUGUGCAACUUUAGCAUUUUUUUUGUACGAUUUUUUAUUUGUAAAUGUGCAUUAUAUUAUUGAAAUGUUAACUCGUCCAUUCCUAUUUUAUAAAAAUGUCUGUUUUUAUUAUUACUAUAUAUUGUUUAGAAUUUAUUGUAAAUGUGUUUUCUUUUCUAGUUUGUUUUUUUAUACCUUGCACAAAAAGCAGCUGCAUAGACUGAUCUGUGUUUUUCUAAGUUUAAAUGUGCGAGUCAAAUGAGAGUUGCCUGUAUGCAUGUGUAUGUUGGGAGCGAGCUCCCUAUUGCUCAACCAUAUUAUGUAUGCCGAUGAUCUGGUAAUCGCUGCUCACUCAGAGGAGGAGUUGGAGGCGCUGCUGCUAAACCUGGAGAUUGCCACUAAGAGGUGGGGCCUUACCAUCAGCCCCACCAAAACUAAGCACCUGCCAGGGUAAUUUGUACCAUCGGACACUCCACCCCCACAACUCCCAAUUAGUGAUGGGGCAGUUGUGGAGAGAGUGGAGAGUUUCCCAUACCUGGGCAGUGUGCUUAUGACCGACUCCGGUUUAACAGCAGAGGUCUCAAUCCGCGUCAGUCGAGCGGCAAUAUCUUUUCAUCGGUUGUGUAACGCUGUGUGGAAGCUACCUGGUCUGUCACUCCGCACGAAGCUUCACGGUCAUUCCCUCCCUUCUCUACGCUUGCGAAACGUGGACCCCCCUAAUGGAACAUCUUCGCCGGUUAGAAACAUUUAGGCUGGCCUGCCUACGAUCCAUCCUGGGUUUAACCAGGCUGGAUUGUGAGGAGAUCACAAAUCCUUGAAAGAUCUGGACAAAGUCCCAUCGGUGAGCUCCAGCAGGCAAGGCUGUGUUGGCUGGGCCAUGUAGCCCGCAUGCCCAGUCACUGCUUGCCUAAACAGCUUUUGUUCGGCCGGAUCGAGGGGGCUAAACGGGCGCGGCAUGGGCUAGAGAAGAUGUGGUACAGGAGGACGUGGAGCUGAGUGGACUUGCCGAUGACCGGUACCAGCGGUGUCAAGAUCAGCCUCUGGAGGCGGCUCGUGAAGGACGCUACUGGGCAGUUGGAGGCAGUCGCCCUCCAUCAACAACGGAGGGCGGGGGACCGACGCUCGCAACAACGAGCGGAGCGCCGGGUGGCUAAAGUACAGCAAGUUCGCACAGUAGGGGGCACAGGUGGUGCAUCAGCCAGUCAUCUCAGUCGACCCGUGGCACCUGGGUCUGCCCCGUGACCUGCUAGCGGGCGUUCGACACUUCACGUGGCCUCAAGGUGCACAUAGCCUGGCACAAGCGUCGUGGUGACGUCACCACCACUUAGUGGCGAAUGGCGGUUGUUGGGAGCGAUAAGUGUAGCGGUUAGCUUGUUGCACGACAAACCGAGUGACUCAAAUUAGAUUCCCCGCACACAGCCACUGACGAUUAUCUGAACCGGUCCUAGGCCUCCCAAAGGUCAACUCAAAUGAGUGCCUGGUGUAAUGUGUAAACACUUACAAGGGAGACAAAGUCGGCCGGGCGUGGUGCUGGCCACUCACCCCCUCGUGUGCCGUGCCGGCCUUCAUAAGGUGAUCGCUAACAGCACUUUCCCAAAAAGUAUUUUAAGGCUAUACGGGGAAUCUUUGUUGGAAGAUGGUAACAGCAAAUGUGCUGCUUGCACCACGGUUCGGUACUGGCCAUCGUGCGGAUGUGGAUUACUAUUGCAUGGAUGGUGAACACAAUGACAUCGUCAGCGGUGUUGCUCUUGGCUUGUAGGCAUUUUUCUGCCUUCGAGAGGCAGGAUGUAGGGGCCACCACCAGCUGGUCAGCUCUUAUCUGUUGUGUGGGAGAUGACAGUGGUGAAUCAUGUCGUGCGACCCAAUUGCACCUGGUGCAUUGUACGGGUCUUAUUCGUUCCUCGCUCAUGGCAAGAAUUCGUCACGGUGUGCGAUGACUGCCCACUUUGCUGUGUUAAGUUAGCCCAGCUGAAAUCCAGUGUACCGUGGUCCCAACAGCGUGAUGCACUAACAAAUUGUUGAUUGUGCGAAAUCGGUAGGAGGAAUUACCAGAAUUAAACGUUUACAUCAACCAAUGGGUCUUCUUCCACAAAGCCACGUAUGGAAGACGGGGCAAGGCAUCCCAAGGGUGAACUAAGAUUUUCACCAACCACGCUUGAUCCACUGCUAGAUGAAGGCCCACCCCAAGCCCCUCUAGCAUGCCAAAUUUCCAUUUCAUGAAUCCGCCACAUAUGUUUGCACUUAAGCACAGCGAAUUGAACUUGAUUUUAGUAUACUACAGGGUAAGAACAAGUACUAAAACAAUCUAAAACGUAUAUAUGCCUCGCUACAAUUGCGUUAGUGAUUACAACAAGCUUCGCGUGUGUUCAUUUAUAUAUUGUAUUUUAUAAUUUAUGUUAUUUAAUAUAAUAGAUUAGGGGAUGGGGCAUGUCCAGAGAUUUCCAUUUUAAGGGGCGAGUCUUGGUGGGGGGGAGGAAGUGGUAUCGGUUAAAUAGUGGCAAGUUCUCUUCUUGAUAAUCAAUAUCAGAUGUUGGCUUAAACCCCCCAGUCUUCUCAGAUCUCUGUCCAUCCUCCACAACUGUUGCGCCUGGGGGCAACGUCGUGCUUUACAAUCCUCUUGCGCUUCCAAGUCGUCCGUUGUAUAUUUUUUUAAAUGUUCCACUUGCAACAUUAAAUCAAGCCACGGUGUGUACAUCGGCCUGGAGGUUUGCUGCGAAUGUCGGGAGGUGGAAUGAAGAUGUUUACGCAUUAAAGCCACACUCCUAUCGAACAAA